Messenger RNA from Oncorhynchus mykiss (rainbow trout), 1417 nucleotides. Lineage: Eukaryota; Metazoa; Chordata; Actinopteri; Salmoniformes; Salmonidae. The record is from RefSeq and is a predicted model, not a curated record.
UUUGGCAGCGGCACCACAAGGUUAGUUAUACACAUCUUUGGUGUUACUGCAUAUCAAACCUAAAAAUACAGACACUGAGUUUACAAUAAUGUGUCUUAAAGACAGCGAGGUCUCUUUUAUCAUUUAAAACAACACGGUCCUCGUCGACAGAUACAUGAAUCCUCUCACUGUAACUACAGACAGGAGGUUAUAUUGUAUUUCAUGGUACAAUAUCAAACAAACAAUGUUAAAACCUUUUUGUGUGGUCUUGGAAAUGAUUGAAAGGAAGAGUAUUCUUUGUAAUCGGGGGUGAAACGCAACAGAGAAAACUACAAGGUGGAACCGUAUAUGGAGCAGUGGGCUGCCCGACCGGACCAAUAACAGAGGAACACCGCUGUCACAUGGAAGCAGAAGUUAACCUGUGCGACUUCAACACACCAUGGAAUCGGAAGGGAUGUCGCACCAUGCAGUCAGUUCAUCAGUAGAUGUGUCUCAGAGUGUUGAGGAGGACCCUUUAGUGGACGGACCGCUGAUCUCCCAUGAUGCCUUGCAGUCUGCUAUCAGGAGAGAAUUCAUAACUCUCCCCACGCACUGUCCUGCUGUCCUGCUGCUGCUGCUACAGGUGGUGUAUGUGUCUCUGAGUGUGUGUGUUGCCGUAGUGUGUGUGUUUGAGGUUGGCCGGGAGGAGUGUGUCCGUGUGUUGGGGAAUGUUCGGGGGCAGAGUGUGGUGGUGAUUGGGAAGGUGUUUGUGUGGCUGUGUGUGUUGUUGUUUGGUGUGUGUGUUCAGCAUCACCACAGCCGAGUGAGGAGCAGAGGAUACCUCCGUUUCUACAGAGACAACCGCACCCUGAAACACCUGCCCUUCCUCAUCCACUCUGCAGGGAACACAGCGGUGUUGGUGGUCAUGUCAGCUGAUCUGCCAGAGGCGGAUCAUCUUCCUGUUUAUCUGCUGCUAGGGAUUCUGGGACUGGAGCUCCUGGUCUCUCUGCCUUGUCUGAUCAUCUACACAGUCAGGGUGGUGAGAUUCAACAGAGACCGAGCUGGUCCAGAUAUCAGUCAGGAGGAACCAUCAAACUCCUACAACACUACUGAGACUGGCUUCAGGGAGGGCUCCAGUCUGGAGGAGGUAGUGGAGAAACAAGCUGAUCUCAUCGACUACCUGAAGCAACACAACACCUUACUGAGCAAGAGACUGCUCAACAUGACUGUACAGCACUGACCACAAUACAACCACAACACCACCAUAAGAGACAGAGAGAGGAGGAUGGAAGAAGAGAAGAGUGUCACAGAUUAGAGGCCUCGUUUUAUUUCUCUGUGACCACCCCAAGUGACCUCUGGGUAGUGUGUGUGCGUAGAGAUUGUGCGUGAAAAGGGUAGUCAUUAGAGAUAUGUGAUAAAGAGGGAGAAGAAGGGAGGAGAGAUGAGGGAGGGAGGGAGG